AUGGAGGAACAAAUCCCGUUUAAGAAUCUCCAUAGCCGAGAGUAUUCGGGUCACAAGAAGAAGGUGCACUCUGUGGCAUGGAAUUGCAUUGGCACAAAACUUGCUUCUGGCUCUGUGGACCAAACUGCGCGAAUAUGGCAUAUUGAGCCGCAUGGGCAUGGCAAAGUCAAAGACAUUGAAUUGAAAGGUCACACCGAUAGUGUGGAUCAGUUAUGCUGGGACCCCAAACAUGCUGAUUUGAUUGCAACUGCAUCGGGUGACAAGACUGUUCGCUUAUGGGAUGCUCGAAGUGGAAAAUGCUCACAACAGGCCGAACUUAGUGGGGAGAAUAUCAACAUCACUUACAAACCUGAUGGGACUCAUGUAGCUGUUGGUAACCGAGAUGACGAAUUAACAAUACUGGAUGUUCGGAAGUUCAAACCAAUUCAUAGGCGCAAGUUCAAUUAUGAGGUGAAUGAGAUUGCUUGGAACAUGACAGGCGAGAUGUUCUUUCUAACAACGGGAAAUGGGACCGUGGAAGUACUGUCUUACCCAUCCCUUCGACCUCUUGACACUCUCAUGGCUCAUACAGCCGGUUGUUAUUGCAUUGCAAUUGAUCCAGUAGGAAGAUAUUUUGCUGUUGGAAGUGCUGAUUCCCUUGUCAGCCUGUGGAAUAUCUCAGAGAUGCUCUGCGUGCGUACCUUCACAAAGCUGGAGUGGCCUGUCCGGACGAUUGGCUUCAACUAUACUGGGGAUUUAAUUGCUUCUGCAAGUGAAGACUUGUUCAUUGAUAUAUCAAAUGUUCAAACUGGAAGAACACUGCAUCAAAUUCCUUGUAGGGCUGCUAUGAACAGUGUGGAGUGGAAUCCUAAAUACAACUUACUUGCAUAUGCUGGUGAUGACAAAAACAAGUAUCAGGCUGAUGAAGGUGUUUUUCGCAUUUUUGGUUUUGAAAAUGCUUAG
Messenger RNA from Sphenostylis stenocarpa, 942 nucleotides. The record is from the annotation of a GenBank genome assembly. Lineage: Eukaryota; Viridiplantae; Streptophyta; Magnoliopsida; Fabales; Fabaceae.